Messenger RNA from Schistocerca gregaria, 3630 nucleotides. RefSeq lists its product as uncharacterized. The record is from RefSeq and is a predicted model, not a curated record. Lineage: Eukaryota; Metazoa; Arthropoda; Insecta; Orthoptera; Acrididae. The transcript has 3 exons. Bases 103 to 1533 code for a protein of 476 amino acids.
CAUUUGUAGUGCGCUCGUCCUCGACCUGCUCGUUCUCUGGGAAUUGACGAUUGCGCAACGCGUUGUCCGUGACGCCCCUCUGCCCAGGCUGCGGCACACGAUAUGCCGGCCGUGGAACGGCGAAGGCGCGCUGCCGGCUGCCGGCUGCUGUCAGCUUCAGUCUGCACUGAGCAGCGUCUGCACACACACCGCCAGCCGCCGCGCCACCAGAACCUGCGGGCAGAUACCGACGGCUUAUUGGUCGAGGCACAUAAAUCAGCCAUGCCGAGAGGAGAUGGAGCGAAACAGGUGACGCCACCAUCUUGGCUGGACAAGGCCUUUGUCGCCGACGCCCUGAAAGCUUCUGACCCAGCAACUGAUGAAUCCAGCGUACAGAUCGUGUCUGUGGAGGAGGUGUGUGGCGGCUACCUGAGCGAAACCUUCAGGGUUGUCGCGCGUAACACCGUGACUGGGGCGACCCAGAGAAAUAAGACCACGUCGCUGAUUGUGAAGAUCGCGCCGAACUCCGACGGUCUCCUCAAAGACGUAAUCGAUAGUGGAGUGUUCACCAAGGAGAAGAUCGCCUACAGCACCUUCCUCCCGGCCGUGGAGGCUGCUCUGAGAGCGGCUGACCUUGGCGGGUGGCAGCCUGUGUGGCCCAAGUUCUAUUAUCAGGGCUCGACGCCGAGCGACUUUCUGGUGAUUGAAGACCUGGACGCUUCCGGGUUCCGUAAGGUGGACGAGGCCGUCUCUUUGGACCUGGAGCAGUGUACGGUCGCAGUGCGAGGUCUAGCCCGCCUGCACGCCGCCUCUGUCGCCUUGCUGGACGACGAGCUGUAUGCAGAUGGUCUAUUCCACCAGUCGCUCAUCUUCAACGAAAAGAUGCUCGAGAGCUACGAGUCCUCAAUGGCGGACGGAUUUGGUAAAAUGGUAAAGAUCUUCGAAGAAUACGCUUGGUUUCACAAGUACAAGGGCAAGCUGAGCGAUUUCGGGCUUCCUCUGCUGCGCACGACAGUGGAUGUGGUGACAAAGUCGAAAGUAGAUUUCAGAGUUAUGCUACACGGCGACUUCCACAGGAACAACAUGAUGUUUCGCAGGGACGGGGAAAGUCUACAGGUUCGCGUCUUCGAUUUUCAGGGUAUGUACGUGGGGUGCCCGGCGGUGGAGCUGCAGUACUUCCUGCACACGAGCGCCAGCCUGGAAGUGCUGCGCGACCACGUGGACCAGCUGCUGGCAGAGUACCACGUGGAGCUGCAGCGCGCGCUGCGGGCCCUGGGCCGCCUCCAGCAGGCGGACGCCUACCCGCUGGACAGCCUGCGCCGCGACUUUGACAGCUUCGGCGUGGUCGGCGUCUACGUCACCUUCCACAUCUUGCCGCUCGUCCUCGACAGCCACAUGGCGGGGCAGAUGGCCGACAUGACACUGGAAAAUUUCCAAGAGCAGGCGGACGAGUUCUGUCAGAAGCACUGUAGAAAUGAAAGGUUCCUGCGUUACGUCGAGUACCUUAUCCCUCACUUUGACUCCAAAGGAUUGUUUGAGGUAAAGGUAGUAUAAAUCAUAUACAGUUCAACGCUCUUGACGUAAACAUUUUAUGUAAAACGAAGAAGGGUGGGAAAUGACUGUUUAAUGUCCGGCCGACGACGUAGUCAUGAGCUCGAAUUGGGCAACUGACUAAAUAUUUGAAUAUGGGUUGGGUGGCAGGACAUGUGGUUGAUCUGGCGUCGUCCUCCCGAAUGAGAGUCCAGUGCGCUUAAAACUGGGCCAUGUGCGUCGGUAUGUAGGAGGAGGGCGAACUUGGUUCUAGCCGGUCUUGGGAUUAACAAUUAGUGUCUGUGUCGGCAGUAAAGCCGACCCAAACACUCACACCGCUGCUCUUCCUCCAAUUGAGUAAAUAUGCUCAGUGAGAUCGCGGUAGUAUCGAUUCGAUUCGAAUUCCUUUCCAGCCAUCUAGAUAGAAACUUUCCGCGGUUUUCCAGCAUCACAUAAAGGCAAAUUUCGGUACUGUUCCUUAAAGGACACGGGUGAUUUCCUUGCCCCCCCCCCCCACCCCCAUCAUCUUCCAGUCUGAGGUCCCGUAUCUAAUGACGGGAUGCUACAAUGUAACCUUUCUUCCUUUUCCUCCAGUCACAGCCUAUAUUCUAUCUCUGAUCAUCUCGCACUCGAUGCAACGUUAAAUCACAAUCUUCCUGCCUCCUUUCUUGCUAUUCUUAUCGAUACACAGUUGUUCGUAGCCCAUCUGAAUGUGGUUCUUAACUAAGAAGACAGUGACGUGUCCGUUAUAUUUCGACAUAUAUUUUAAAAUAUCGUUUAACCAAAACUUCUGUAAAAACGGUCAACCUGUAAUUGAGCUAUUAACAUGAAAACAUGCAGGUCACUGGCAAAUGACUGACCUCUCGUGACAUUUUGAUGUGUCUUUAUAUACGCCGUCGCACUGCACAAUUUUAGUUCUGAUUAUUGCAAUUUUGGUUCCACAAGUAAUCAUCGUCCUAGAGCAUGAUGCUGUUUACUUUAACGUCAAUAGUAACAAUUGCACUUCGAUCAUGCGCUAACGGAUGCAGUCAGUCGUCCCACUUCCUCUGCAUCUGAGCGUCGCUUUCUUGGGAGGAACAAUCUUCGAUUACCGCUGAGCGCCAAAGACGCACGACUCUCAGGUUAGCAGGAAUUAUAGCUAAGCUGUUGUUUCGACGAGAGAACUUUUCAUGGGCAGCUGCGUGAAGAAUAUUAAGUCACUGAUGCGAUGUAUAUAUAAAAUCACAUCAGUGACUUAAACCAAUCAAUGCUUAUUCACAGUUUAAAGUUGAGGAAAAAAAGUUACAUGUUGCCAUUUAGUUAUAUCCUUGCAAACACACAGCAGUGGGCAGAAGUAAUAUUGAAGGGCAUAUAAGGAAAAUCAUGUUUAUGGUGCAGUUUGUUCUGUACCUGUCUCACCGGACAUACGAAAGUUUGCCUGUCGUUAUGUCUUUACCAUGGAUCGACACAAUGAUUUUACAUAUACGUACCGCAAUAAGGCUGUUGUUUAAAAUACUGGUUCGCGUUCGGAUGCACAUCUCCCUUCGGCCACUCGGGUUUAUGUUUCCCGUUAUUUAUCUACUCGACUGAGUCGAGUGUCAGGGUGAUUUCCUCAGUAUGCUGUCGGAUAACAGUGACACCCAAACUACGUUCCCUCCACUUCGCUGCAUUUAUACUGGAUAAAACAAAUACAUAUCCCACUCACAUAAAAUAAGACACACUGUACGUAUUUUAUAUUAUUUAUGCUUGCUUUUUGUUAAGUUACAUUUUGUUUAGUUAAAGGUUGCUCAUAUACUAUAGUACUUAAGAUGUGUACAUGCAUUAUGUAUAAAAUGUGUAUUUCGCUUUGACAAGUACAUGACUUAGCCUGCAUUGUAAGCUAGAAACAAGAGCUCUGUACUAAAUAAAGCUUUCUUGAUACUUUUAUCACAGCAACUACGACAUUAUUCUUUGAAUUUAGCACACAAGGAAAUCCUACUGUCUCUGCCUCUUGAAUCAAACUUAACUAUAGUCCUCUCAAAAAUAUGUUCUUAUUUCAAAAAUUACAUUUUGCUUUUAACGAUAUUCAUUCUAGUACCUAUUUAUGUAUUAUCGAUAUGUAUUUUCCUUGAAAUAUAUAGAAUAUUGACACAGUUGUUCCAU